ACCAGGGACCACAUGACCACACCCGGAAGUAAACUAUCUCGAACAGAAAGCACAGUUUCUGUGUGAAAUAGUACCAGAAACAACGUACCGAGCAUUGCACCAGCUUUACUGAUUUAACAUUGAAAGCACCAGAAUGAGCCAGGAGUGUGCCAGAAAGCUACAAACCUCUACAAAGGAAAAACUCAGGAAACUAAACUCUCUGCGUGGUCGAGAGGUGCAACCCGGGGAGUUUUGGGACGUAGUGGUUAUAACAGCUGUGGAUGGAAGCCAGAGAGAAGCGUAUGAGCUGCAGAUCAGCGAGAAAUUGGACAGAAAGGAGCUUCCUCUGGGAACUCACUAUAAGGUCUUCUCGGAUCCUCCAGGAUCCAAAAUAGGGAAUGGAGGCUCCACUCUGUACGCUCUGCAGCAACUGAAUGACAUCUAUGGAAAGGCUCUGAACACAAUGAGAGUAAUCCUGAUCCAUGCAGGUGGUUUCAGUCAGCGUCUACCCAGUGCUAGCGCUCUGGGAAAAAUCUUUAUGGCUGUUCCAUUGGGUGACCCCAUCUACCAGAUGCUGGAACUGAAACUAGCCAUGUAUGUGGAUUUCCCUUCACAAAUGAAGCCAGGCAUCCUGGUGACCUGCGCUGAUGACAUAGAGCUCUAUAGUAUUGCUGAGGAAGAAAGUGUGAAGUUUGACAAACCUGGCUUCACAGCUUUAGCCCACCCAUCCCCACUCUCCGUUGGAACUACCCAUGGGGUGUUUGUGCUGCAUCCACAUGAAAAGUCCUCUUACCCUGAAAUGGAGAAUGUUUCCUGUCUGCAUUUCCUACACAAGCCAAGUAUUGAUAAGAUGCGAGAAAGUGGAGCUGUUUGUAAGAGGAAAAGUGGACAGUUUUCUGUGUCUGAUAGUGAAUUUGUUUACACUGACAGCACAUAUUAUAUUGACUUUGAUACUGCAAAGUCUCUUCUGAUCCUGCUGAAAGAGUUAGGACCUUUAGACUGUGAGAUAGAUGCAUAUGGGGAUUUUCUUCAGGCACUGGGGCCUAAAGCCACAAUAGAGUACACCAACAACACGGCUAAUGUCACCAAAGAGGAGAGCAGCCUGGUCAAAAUCCGUCAAAAGAUCUUCCAUCUUCUCAAAGGGACUCCCCUUAAUGUCAUUCUACUGAAUAACUCCAAGUUUUAUCACAUUGGAACCACCUCUGAGUACCUCCUCCACCUGACUGAGGAUGAGGUGCUGAGAAAAGAACUGGGUCUCCUAUCAUCCACCUUCAGUGCACGUGUCAAUGGAAACUCUGAGAGCGCAUCUGGCUGCUGCGUUAUGUACAGUGUCCUUGAUCCCUGUUGCUCUGUGGGAGCUGGAUCAGUGGUGGAGUACUCCAGACUGGGAGUGGGGGUUACUGUUGGUGGAGGCUCCAUCAUCAGCAGCUGCUGGGUCAGUCCAGGCCUCUCAGUGCCAGCUGGAACCUUCAUACACUCGCUUUGUGUGAAACACCAGAACCAAACCAGGUUUGUUACCGUCUUCUUUGGAAUUAAGGACAACUUGAAGCACAGUGUGGAAGCCCCUGCAUCCAUGGAAGAGUUGAAGUUUUUGGGGUUCAGUCUGGUACAGUGUCUGUCUAACUGGGGAAUGGAGAAUGAAGUCUUGAGAUUCUCUGGUGAUGCAUCCACCUGUAGCUUGUGGAACGCUUGUUUGUUUCCCGUUUGCUCCAGUCAGGAAAGCUCAUUCUCAAUAUCUCUUGAGAUGCUGCAGGCCAUCAUUGGUGGCUCUACAAGCCCUCUGCCCAAAGACACACAUCUAAUGUCAAUGCAAGAGUGUUUACAAUGUAAGAACCUGGAGGAAAUGUUGAUGCUCAGGAAGAGACUACAUGAUGACAUCACACAGAGGAGAGUGAUGGAUUAAAACGAUGUUCAGUACUGUGCAGAAAUCUAGAGAGUCUGCAUUUUAUAUAUAUUGCCAGGAUAACAUAUAUAUAUAAAUACAGUAAAAACGGUAAUAUUUGGUUUGUCCAAAUUCUUUAACACUUCAUCCUUUAGACAAGCUUUAUUGUCAUUUCUUUAAGUAGUCUUCUUCAGGAAUAGUCCCCAAGGCUUAUCAAAGGACAUGUAAUAUAUCUUCUUUGUAUAUUUUCUGCCCUUGUUUCUUUUCUCUUGUCAGGAUGAUCCCACACUGCUUUAAUAAUGUUUAAGUUUCAGUUCUAAUGAGGAUUAAUCACUUCAUAAGAUCUGUUGCUACAGAUUUUACAGUCAGUUUGUAUAUUGUUUGGCAUAACUCAGUCUUUUUUUCUCAGUUUGCCUUCCUUAAGAAAAAACCUCUUGACAGCCAACCUAUAUUUAGACCAUUGCUGAUGAGGCUUGGUCCAAUAGUAGAAAGAUCAGAUAAGGAUCCAGAUGCAGCUCUGAGGUUGGAAUUUCUUUCUCUUUAUGUACUUUUUCAGGCUUACACCCUCUUCCUUUGUUUACUUGUCCAAUUUCCUCAUACAAACUUCAUAUUAUACUGAGGUAUGUCAAGUUUCCCCAUCAACUUAUUAGUGUAAAAUACAAUUUUAUGUUUGCCAAACUUUUUGAUCUUUGGUAUUUUCUAAAGGUGCAGCUUGUAUGCUUCUAACAAAGCACCUGAAAGCACCAUUAAAAAUGGGACUUUUGUAAAGUUUUCUAUUAUGUGUAGUCACAGCACUGGUCCUUCCCUGGAGUUAGAUGCUUUUUACUUGAUUAGUUAAUAGGUCAGUCUUAAUUUGCUUAAAACCCAAAAUGUACAUUUCUCUGAAAAUGGUUGGGUACAAGGAUCGGACUGAAAGUGAAUGAGAAGCAGCCACUAUUCCCAGAAAAAAAACUUUAGAAAGUUGUUAAGAUCACUUUAAAAGGUAAUAAGAAAGUCUGGCUUGUAAGGAGCAAAGUAUGAAAAGAAAAGAAAAAAAAAACCGGAUGAGUCAAGAUUUACAUAAUACUGUAUUCAGACAUUUGGAUAAUUUCUUCA
Molecule: messenger RNA, 2956 nt
Organism: Melanotaenia boesemani (Boeseman's rainbowfish)
Lineage: Eukaryota; Metazoa; Chordata; Actinopteri; Atheriniformes; Melanotaeniidae
Gene: fpgt
Product: fucose-1-phosphate guanylyltransferase
Exons: 4
Coding region: 134-1882 (582 amino acids)
Molecular function (GO): transferase activity, transferring phosphorus-containing groups
Source: RefSeq, a predicted model, not a curated record